Molecule: messenger RNA, 819 nt
Organism: Letharia columbiana
Lineage: Eukaryota; Fungi; Ascomycota; Lecanoromycetes; Lecanorales; Parmeliaceae
Exons: 2
Coding region: 1-819 (272 amino acids)
Cellular component (GO): COP9 signalosome
Source: RefSeq, a predicted model, not a curated record
AUGGACCAAACACAGCAGAAGGCUUUAAAUGCCCUUGAACCCUACAUCCUCCUCUCCAAAUCCGCAAACUCACCACGAGCAGCUGCCGACCUUGUUACCCAAGCUACAUCCGCACCAAACACCUUCGUCUUCGCCGAGCUUCUUCAGACACCAAAUAUCCAGGCUCUACAGACAGCAUCAAAGGAAUAUGCACCUUACCUCACCCUCUUGCACAUCUUUGCCUGGGGAACGUGGUCUGAUUACACAGAAACAACAAAUCUCCCAAAGCUCUCAAAUGUACAAGAACAGAAGCUCCGCCAGCUCACUUUACUGUCCCUCCCUACGUCCCCCACCACCCUCACAUACGCGCACCUGCUCUCGGAGCUCUCCCUUUCCACCACUCGCGCCCUGGAGGACCUCGUUAUAAGUUCUAUUUACGCCGGACUGCUUACAGCAAAACUCGACACCCUGUCCCAACGUGUUGAUGUCUCGUCCGUCGCCCCUUUACGAGAUCUGAGACCUGGCUCCGUCCCCCGCAUGGUUUCUGUGCUGGAGGAUUGGGAUACUCGUUGCGUGAGCGUCUUGGGCGAGAUUGAAGGACAGGUUCGGGAGAUCAGGAGGAAGGCUCUACAACAGAGAAAGCGAGAAACGGAGCAUGAGAAGGCUGUGGCAAAAAAGAUGGGUGAGAAUGAAGAUGGGAAAGGCAAGCUUGGGAAGAGAGGAGGCGGAGAGGAAGCGGAUGAGAUGGAUAUUGACGAAAGCGGACGAAAAUCAAGGGCAAAAAGAGGGGGAGGCAAUUUCUUAGGCGGGCUAGGUAGAAGAUUAGGCGGUGGUAAUUGA